Molecule: messenger RNA, 2527 nt
Organism: Xenia sp. Carnegie-2017
Lineage: Eukaryota; Metazoa; Cnidaria; Anthozoa; Malacalcyonacea; Xeniidae
Exons: 12
Coding region: 166-1767 (533 amino acids)
Source: RefSeq, a predicted model, not a curated record
UCAUCGUCAGAGAUGCCAGACAAUGUUAAAACCUCGUCAUCUGUGGGAAACAGCUCCUUGAAAAAAACAGAUCCAACCUAGCCAAUAGGCAAAGAAACUCAGGAAACAGCCUCUCACUUACAAAUAUCAAUUCAAUGUUCUGAAGAAACAGUAAGGACAUCAGAGAUGGCUGACAAUGUUAGACCCUCCUUAUAUAUUCAAAACAACAGUUUGAAACAGACAGCUGGUACCAAGCCAAUGGUUAAAGAAACUGGGGAAACAGCCUCUCACUUGCAAGGGUCAAUCCAAUGUUAUGAAGAAACAGCAAGGACAUCAUCAGAGAUGCAUGACAAUAAUAAAUCAUCGUCAUCUAUUGGAAACGCGACUUUAAAACAACCAGAUCCAAACAAGCCAGUAGUUGAAGAGACUGGGAAAACAGCCUCUCAUCUACAGAACUUUAUGAAAAACGUACAUGUUCCGCCUGCACUAGAUGAUGUAACAAACGAGGAGUCAACAUCAGUGGAGACAGUUAAGCUCAGCACUGAUAAAAAAGAAUGGUACUAUUAUGUAUGUCCUCACUGUGGGUGCAGUUUUGUGGCAUUAAGCAUUGCGUUCUCUAAGUAUGCUAAGCACGAUGUUUGUUUUCUACGUGUGACGCAAAAGAUUGGAAAGUCGAGUUGCCCCGCCAUCUGGCAGAAAUUCAAUUCUAAAGUUAAAUCCAAUUCUAAAUUGGAUUUCAUAGCUGAUGAGAGCAAUUUGGGUGCGGCCAUCAAGGCAUUUAAAGAGACAGGGCGUGAAUGGGGAGUGCUGUUUUUCGAAGCUGAGGAAGGGAACCAUUGUUUCAAUGUUUUUCUUGAGGAGGAUCAUUUAGUUUUUUUCGAUGCCUUAAAUGAAGAAAUGUUUAGUGUUUAUCAGGAGACCGAUCUUCAAACGGUGCCCAUAGAUGGUCUAUCUAACUCUAAUCAUGUUCAAGUUUUCGCCAUUAAGGAGUCUGCUAUGGACGAAUUUAGCUCAGAGUGCAAUUUAAACAACUGCCUUUUGAAUUAUUCAAGAAACAAUCACGAUUCGCAGUUCUUUGUUAAGAGGAGCUUAGCAUGGUUGUCGUCAGAGACGCUUGAAAAUUAUAAAACCUCGUCAUCUGUGGGAAACAGCUCCUUGAAAAAAACAAAUCCAACCAAGCCAAUAGGCAAAGAAACUGAGAAAACAGCCUCUCACUUACAAGGAAAACAAAACAAUUUGAUACAACCCAUUCGGAAAUCUAAUGGAGGAACAUCAACCAUGAUUGAUCCUGGCUUAUUUAUAAAAAGGUGUUGCCACUGUGGCAUCACUUUUUUAUACUUCCUUCAUCAUGCCAGCGUGGAAUUAUGUCCUUACCAGGCAAUGUUUAAGCUUGGUCAAAGGCCAUGCGUCGAAAUAUGGCGUAGCCUAGCUGAGGAAAAUAUCAUAGAGGUCUUCUGGGAAGUUCGAGAAAUAAAACCCGGGACGAAAGCCUUCGAAUGCCUGAUGCUCAAAUUUGAACAAUCGCAUAUUUCUUCUGCAGUUUUGCUGUAUUCUGACAGCAAUGAUAGGUUUGAAAGUGUCAACAUCUUCAAAAAGAAAAAGAAAGUUUUUUGUUUUGAUCACAAAGAAAAUUUGAAGGUUGAUUACCUCCGUGAUGCCCGUAGGAUCCAAAUGGUUAUCUUAAAAGUUCUUAAAUGUGGCAGCCCAUGGAUAACCAAAUCUGAGCAAUGGAAAGACUGCUUUUCUCGUAAAUGCUUAAGAGAGUGGAAGAAAAUCUCAAAGAAAUAGUACGUUGACUGGGUGGGAUUGCAUGCAUGUACACAUGUAACAUUUAAUGUAUUAUUCCUUUUAGCUAAGUACAAUUCAUAUGAUCUUCAGAAGAUCUUACAAGAUCAAGUGGGUCUUUAGUGCACUAUAUAUUAAGGUUACAUUGCUAACAUAAAAUUUAUCUCUCAUUUGAAUUUAACAAUUUGUAAUGAUCAAUGUAGUAACUAACUUUCUUUCUACUAUUAACCAUUAGCUUGGGAAGCCUUGGGUGUUUGGGUGUCCGUCCAUCCACAACUUAUAGUAUGAAAGACACCCAUAAGUUUAGCGUCUUGCUUCAAUGUUUAUGACAAAAUGCAUGUUUUUAUAAGUAUAACAAAUUUUCAGAUUGAUGAAUGAGCAGUAAGAACCAAAAAUUUCAAAUUGUUUAAACAUUGACAAAAUAUUCAAGUCUUUUUUUAUGUAAUGAAACACAAUAAAGAGGUUUUGGAGGACUUUUGUAAUGUUUCGUGGAAAAAGAAGAAAAACCGAUCGAUAAUAACUGUUGUGAAACAAUUUCGUCACUAUUGUGGUUUCUUGCGUUGUCACAUCACGAACGUAGAACACCUACAGGUUUUCAAAGCUUCCGAAGCUCCUGUUAUUAGCGGCUUAUUCUUCGUAAAUAUAAAUAUUUGCAUAAUUAUCAUUAAUAUCUACGUGAUAAACAUUAGUAUUUUAUACAUUAACAUCUACCAAUAUAUUAUCAGGGUAUCCAGCGUUAAUCAGAAAUAAAGAUACAACAGUU